This is a messenger RNA of Gossypium arboreum, 639 nucleotides long. RefSeq lists its product as uncharacterized. The record is from RefSeq and is a predicted model, not a curated record. Gene Ontology annotation, molecular function: nucleic acid binding. The transcript has 3 exons. Lineage: Eukaryota; Viridiplantae; Streptophyta; Magnoliopsida; Malvales; Malvaceae. The coding region runs from base 1 to 639 and encodes 212 amino acids. Gene Ontology annotation, biological process: DNA integration.
AUGGAAUCAGAUUUUCAGAUUGCUUUCGAUGAGUGUUUGAUAUUACAAGAUAGGAUUUGUGUUCCCAAAGAUACUGAGUUAAUUCAGAAGAUUUUGCAUGAGGCGCACAGUGGUUAUUUGUCAGUUCACCCUGCUCAGAAACAUGACAGUGAUUUGCAAGCCAAAAGAGCCCAAUGUGAAUCGCGUAUGGAAUCAGAUUUUCAGAUUGCUUUCGAUGAGUGUUUGAUAUUACAAGAUAGGAUUUGUGUUCCCAAAGAUACUGAGUUAAUUCAGAAGAUUUUGCAUGAGGCGCACAGUGGUUAUUUGUCAGUUCACCCUGGUAGUACAAAAAUGGAUAACGACUUGAAGAAAUUAUUGCAUGGAGUGCCUAUUUCGAUUAUAUCAGAUAAAGAUCUGAGGUUCACUUUGCGGCUUUGGAAAAAGUUGCAAGAAGCUUUAGGUACAAAGUUAAACUUUAGUAUUGCUUUUCACCUGCAAACUAAUGGUCAGUUUGAGCGAGUAAUUCAGAUUCUUAAGGAUAUGCUCCGGUGUUGUAAUCUUGAAUUUGAGGGUAGUUCGGAAAAAUAUCUACCUUUGGUAAAAUUUGCCUACGACAACAGUUUUCAGUCAAGUUUGAAAAUGACACCUUUUGAGGCAUAG